Molecule: messenger RNA, 546 nt
Organism: Talaromyces amestolkiae
Lineage: Eukaryota; Fungi; Ascomycota; Eurotiomycetes; Eurotiales; Trichocomaceae
Exons: 1
Coding region: 1-546 (181 amino acids)
Molecular function (GO): acyltransferase activity, transferring groups other than amino-acyl groups
Source: RefSeq, a predicted model, not a curated record
AUGUCCCUUCCGACUAAAGCUCAAAGCUGGCAUAGAAACAACUUUAUCAUUUCCACAGAUAAGACUCUACUAUCCAUCGCCUCCAUCAACUCUGCCUUUGACGCAGAAUUCAUGUACUGGACUAGUUCCGUCCCAGACAGCGCCUUGGAAGAAAUCAUCCGAAACUCAUUCUGUUUCGGUCUCUACGAAAAUGCGCGCGAAACGGACGUCACAGCAGGAACCGGAAGUAAGGAAGAAGAAGAGCAAAGGGAGUACAAGCAAAUCGGCUUCGCGCGUCUCAUAACCGACUGCGUCACCUUUGCGUAUCUGACAGAUGUCUACGUACUGCCCGAAUACCAGGGUCGAGGACUGGGUGGAUGGCUGCUGGAUUGCGUGAAUGAGUUGUUGGAGCCGUUACCGCAUCUUCGAUGGACUAUGCUGCGAACGUCGUCACGGAAGAGUAAAGAGUCCUAUGAGAGGAGGAUGGGAAUGAGUAUCUUGGCGUAUCGGGAUGUCGAGGAUGGUCCGGUUAUGAUGGGAAGGAAAGGGAAAGGCAAUAGAGUCUGA